This is a messenger RNA of Brassica napus (rape), 3234 nucleotides long. RefSeq names its product wall-associated receptor kinase-like 9. NCBI's taxonomy places the organism in Eukaryota, Viridiplantae, Streptophyta, Magnoliopsida, Brassicales, Brassicaceae. Gene Ontology annotation, cellular component: plasma membrane. The transcript has 3 exons. Gene Ontology annotation, biological process: protein phosphorylation; cell surface receptor signaling pathway. Gene Ontology annotation, molecular function: ATP binding; calcium ion binding; protein serine/threonine kinase activity. The coding region runs from base 784 to 3021 and encodes 745 amino acids. The record is from RefSeq and is a predicted model, not a curated record.
UUUGAUUUUGUUUACCGGCUCACUAAACCGAAUAGUUUACUAAAAAUUACGGUAAACCUUUUUUAUAUAUAUAACUGACUUUUAUUCAUAUUUCUCAAACUUGUAGAAAUGUUCGAAUGUUGAUUGGUUAAAGAACUGUAGAAAUUUACUAACUACGGUAAACUUUGGGUGACAAGGGAAUGUUGAUUGGUUAAAGAAUUGUACAAAUUCAAAAAAAUGGGACUAAGAAGAAGAGGUUGAUCAAUGAGGUAGCUUGAUUGUAUAUCAUGACUACCUCACCUGGACCUACAUCUUAAUGUUAAUUAAUCCACAUCUUUUUUUUCUACAAACUCAAUACAUUAAUUCAACUAGAUCUUAUGCUCUAAAGAACCAACCAAGCUGAAUUUAUUUAGAUGAUUUAAAACUAGUGGAAAUAUAAACCAAACUAUGGAACAAAAUAUUCACGAAAAUUGUAAAAGAUCAGAUUAUGAGUGGAAUUGAGAGUCAGUCCAUCGAAUUGUAAAUCGUUUUUGAUAAAUCUAAACAGUUCAACUAUGAUAUGAAUAAUGGGAUCUGCCUCUAUUUUAAGUAAAGACAUUUGCCCACCACAAGAUAGUAAUAAAUUAUUAUUACUGCUUGCACUUGCUAGGAAAUGGUUGUGAUAGAUAGUCGUUGGACACGAGACUUGGACUUCUCAAACUUUCUUUUACGCACACAGUAUUGGAGAAUAUUCAAUUGUGACAAGCUCUCACUAUUAUAUAUAGAGUAUAUGUUGUAUUUAUCUAUGCAGAAGAAAAAAAAAACAUGAGGUGUGCACUACUACUCAUGACUCAUCUCUCACUAGUGCUUGUCUUGAUUCUUGCUUCAGCAAAUCUCACCGCUUCGAGAUCUUCUUGUCCGAGCCACUGUGGAAACAUCUCGAUCCCGUAUCCUUUCGGGAUCGGAAAGGGUUGCUAUCUCAACGAAUGGUUUGCAAUUCAAUGCAACAAUUCCAUUUCUGGAGCUCUUGUCCCCUAUCUACCAAAGAUUAACAAAGAAGUUGUCAAAAUCUCUCUACCGGAUGCAAAUGGUUUUUUCAAAACCACCGAAUCAUACGGGUCACUAGGCAUCAAAACCAACGUAACUUCCAUGGGAUGUUCCAACAGCAGCGAUGAAACAAAAUUUGGUGAGCCUUUGAAUUUUAGUGGCUCCCCUUUUACUAUUAGCCGUUCCAACAUCUUCCAAGCUAUCGGCUGCAACUACAAGGCAACCUUGACACAUCUUGACCCCGCAGUGGUGGGAUGCAUCUCGACUUGUGAGCCAAGAAAGAUAGGAGAUCAUACAACAAGCUGCCGUGGUAACAAAUGCUGCCAAGUAGACCCACCUAGUGAGAUUGGAGAGGUAGUCGGUAUCAGUAUGGAGGAAAUCUCUAGUAGCAUAACAAGAGAAAGAGGAUGUCGAGUAGCCUUCUUAACAGACGAAAAUCAAGACCCUCUAGGGUACCGUGAGGCUAAAGUAACUGAUCCAAAUUGGUUUUACGAUAGGCAAUAUGUUACACUCCAACUGCGGUGGGCAAUUCCGAUGACUAAUCUCUCGUUUAUCAACUCCUUGGGAUGCACGAUGAGCUACUCCAGCCCUAGCGUUAGUCCUUGCAUAUGCGUGAAUAAUACAAACGAUAAGAUAAGCAGUGUAGGUUGUGCAUGCCACAAGGGUUACACAGGCAACCCAUAUGUUCUGGGUGGAUGUAAAGACAUUGAUGAGUGCCAACUCGACAAGGGUAACUACGAAAAUUGUAGGCCACAAGGAGGCACUUGUGUGAAUACUCCGGGAAGCUACCAGUGUGUAUUCAAGAAGUACAAGACUAUGCCAGUUACUAUGGGACUAUGUGUAGGUUUUGGUGUACUGAUGAUGGUUUUCGCUGUAGCUUUUCUGUUAUGCAAAUUUAUCAAAAAGCAAAGGAAGAUCAUUGGCAAAAGAAAGUUGUUCAGACGUAAUGGAGGUUUAUUGUUGAAACAACAGUUGACUUCUACAGAAGGCAGCAUCGAGAAGACAAAAGUAUUCACCUCGAAAGAGCUAAAGAAAGCAACUGAAAACUUCAGUUCAACAAGAGUGCUUGGAAAAGGUGGCCAGGGCACUGUGUAUAAAGGAAUGCUUGUAGAUGGUAGAAUCGUAGCUGUGAAAAAAUCUACCGUUGUAGAUCAAGACAAGGUGGGAGAGUUCAUUAAUGAGGUUGUCAUUCUAUCGCAGAUCAACCACAGAAACAUAGUGAAACUCAUAGGCUGUUGCCUUGAGACAGAAGUGCCUCUUCUAGUUUAUGAGUUUGUUUCUAAUGGUAACAUUUUUGAGCAUCUUCAUGGUGAGUUUGAUGAGUCCGCAAUGACUACUUGGGAGAUGCGUUUGCGCAUUGUCAUAGAUAUUGCUGGAGCUCUUUCGUACCUCCACUCAUCAGCCUCGACUCCGAUUUUUCAUAGAGAUGUCAAAUCUACAAAUAUAAUGUUGGACGAAAAAUAUCGAGUUAAAGUGUCUGACUUCGGCACUUCAAGAUGGGUAACUGAUGAUCAUACCCACCUAACUACUGUGGUUUCAGGUACAGUUGGAUAUGUGGAUCCGGAGUACUUCCAGACUAGCCAAUUCACCGACAAAAGUGAUGUGUAUAGCUUUGGGGUGGUGCUAGUGGAACUCAUCACCGGAGAAAAGCCCAUAUCCCUUGUCCGGUUUCUAAGAAACAGAACACUGGCAGCUUAUUUCAUUCUUGCAAUGGAAGAGAAUCGACUCAUCGACAUUAUUGACCCUCAAAUCAGAGCUGAGUGCAAGCUAGAGCAAGUCAUGGAGGCAGCACAACUUGCAAGGAGGUGUCUAAAGCUUACUGGAAAGGAUCGACCGAGCAUGAGAGAAGUGUCGAUGGAGUUAGAGAGAAUUCGCUCACCAAGUAAAGAUUUACAGCCAAAUGUUCAUAUUGUCAAAAACAAUGCGGAGGAAGCAGAUAUUGGUGUGGAAUCGUGUAGCGUUGAUACAACUUCAACGUUAGAUGCCGAGCCGUUAUUUCCUGGUCAAACAUGGUGACCAUCACAUUUUCGAUAUGAUUGGAUGAUUUCGUGAUAUUAGUAUAAGUAUUGUAUAGUAUAUAUCAACUAGACGAAUAUGACUAUAAAGUUCUAAUGUAUGAAAAACAUGUGAUAAGCGGUGUAUAUCUGCGUUAUGGUUUCCAUUUGUAUUAAACUAAGUACUAUUAUGGUAGUUGUUGAAUAUGCACUGAUUUGAAUGAUAUGUUUCUUU